Molecule: messenger RNA, 485 nt
Organism: Baudoinia panamericana UAMH 10762
Lineage: Eukaryota; Fungi; Ascomycota; Dothideomycetes; Mycosphaerellales; Teratosphaeriaceae
Exons: 4
Coding region: 147-419 (90 amino acids)
Source: RefSeq, a predicted model, not a curated record
UCGGCCUAGUAAAAUCCCAUCCACGACGAUCGAAUGUACGCUUGUCACGAAAUGUCAUCACCACGGAGUCCGAAGUGCGGUUGCUGAAGCAUGGCGAAUGUCAAAUCCCGCACUUUCUCCAACCGAACAAUGCGGAACUGGGAUUGAUGCGUGCUGAGCGUGAGAACAAGCCUGCCGUCUCCCCUGCUUGCAUCCUGCCCCGCCUCGCCUCCUCCCUUUCAUGCGGUACAUGGAUAACACACCCUUUCCCCCACACAAUGCAACCCCGUGCGCGGAGGGCAACAGCUGGUGCAAGAGUAUGUGACCAGUGCAUCAGACGGAAAACGAAGUGUGAUCUUGCACGACCGAAGAAAACCCGGACCGUCAGGGCGGAAACGAACUGCCACAGACGCGGACACCGUUCACCUUGUCACAGAUAAUGCAAGAGACCAACAUUCUCCGAACGACCAGCUACCGUCACCACUAAGUGCUGUCGUUAACAACCA